Messenger RNA from Chondrus crispus (carragheen), 1280 nucleotides. RefSeq lists its product as hypothetical. Bases 93 to 800 code for a protein of 235 amino acids. Gene Ontology annotation, cellular component: proteasome core complex; proteasome core complex, alpha-subunit complex. The record is from RefSeq and is a predicted model, not a curated record. The transcript is spliced from 4 exons. Gene Ontology annotation, biological process: ubiquitin-dependent protein catabolic process. NCBI's taxonomy places the organism in Eukaryota, Rhodophyta, Florideophyceae, Gigartinales, Gigartinaceae.
ACCAUCAAUUUAGAGCAGGGUUCCCCUCUACACCAACCCCUUUGUUCACAAAAGUCGGCGAUCUCCUUGCCCGCCCUCUCUAACUACUCGAGAUGGGUGAAUCCGACUACUCCUUCUCCCUUACCACCUUCAGCCCAAGUGGCCGCCUCGUCCAGAUUGAGUAUGCACUCAACGCAGUCACCGCUGGGGCCACCGCCCUCGGCAUCAAAGCCAAAAACGGCAUCGUCCUCGCCACCGAAAAGCGCCUGCCCUCCGCGCUCAUGGCGGAAGACAGCGUGCAGAAAGUGUCCAUGAUCACCGAGUCCAUCGGCCUGGUGUACGCGGGCAUGGGCCCGGACUCGCGGGUGCUGGUGAAGAAGGCGCGAAAGGCGGCGCAAGCGUACGCCCGGAUAUACAAGGAGGUGAUCCCUGUGGGGCAGCUGGUGCGCGAAGUCGCCUCGGUCAUGCAGGAGUUCACGCAGAGCGGCGGCGUGCGCCCGUUCGGCGUGUCGCUGCUCGUCGCUGGCUUUGACGACGAGGGGCCGCAGCUGUGCCAGAUCGACCCCAGUGGCAGCUACUAUGCGUGGAAGGCCAGCGCUAUCGGCAAGAAUAUGGUCAAUGCUAAGACGUUUUUGGAAAAGAGAUACUCGGACGAUAUCGAAUUGGAGGACGCCAUUCAUACCGCCAUUCUCACCCUCAAGGAAGGCUUUGAGGGCCAGGUCACGGAGAGUAAUAUUGAGAUUGGCAUUAUCGGCGAGGAUAAGGUCUUUAGGACCCUCACCCCGGCGGAUACGAAGGACUACUUGACAGAACUGGAAUAGAGCUUGCGUUUUGGAUUGGGCGUGGUAGCUAGGGAAGAAAAUGGGGCUGUGUACGCCAUGUGAUUAAUUUUUUGUUCUCGUCUUCUUCCGUCUACAACGCUGUGCGUGUCGUUGUUUGGUCGGCCGUCAUUGGGGUGCCCGUGCAGUUGGUUUCAUCACGGGCGUCAUGAGCAUAUGGGAAUGAAGCAAGUAGCGCAGCGAAGAUGGGGGGCAUUGCAGUUUUGUUUUUGUGUCGCACUGCAGCAGCUCACCUACGCAACCGGUAGACUUCCUUGUCAUCCUGCGCGCAACUUGACGAGGCCCAGCGGUUUGGCAUUGACGUCAAAGAAGAAUUAACCUAUGGAGCUGAGCGUGUUAUUUUACAUUGCCCCCCCUCUGCCCCUGUUUCGCCAUGACGGCACCAGGACUGCACACUAUCGUAGAGCGCCUCAUAAAAAAUCACAGCAAGCACAAUAGCCACGCAGUGCUGGCCCUCCCCCC